This is a messenger RNA of Cercospora beticola, 2251 nucleotides long. Its product is annotated as cyclin family protein. Gene Ontology annotation, cellular component: cyclin-dependent protein kinase holoenzyme complex; nucleus. Gene Ontology annotation, molecular function: protein kinase binding; cyclin-dependent protein serine/threonine kinase regulator activity. Gene Ontology annotation, biological process: regulation of cyclin-dependent protein serine/threonine kinase activity. The record is from RefSeq and is a predicted model, not a curated record. NCBI's taxonomy places the organism in Eukaryota, Fungi, Ascomycota, Dothideomycetes, Mycosphaerellales, Mycosphaerellaceae.
GAAAUGGCUAAGUAUCUAAUAAAGCGCGCCGCUCGUCAGGCGUUGUUUUCCAGCACUCCUCACCACAAACGAUCUGUACCGAUCGCUCGCCCUCUCGCCGACACCUAAUUCACCACCCACGAGUUUCACUCCUUCCCAGCUUGCAGGGAAACGCCACGCUGCACUGAACCUCUUCCCGCCGUCAGGUACAGCAUAGCCAUCGCAGCCUUGUGCAGCCAUCAGUACCACACGACCUGCCAACGGCCGAUUGGAAUUUUUCGAUAUAUCUAGCACCUAGUCCGCUGGCCGGACCGAAUUAUAAUCUUUGCACGCUUCGUCGUCCCGGUUUUUGCCCGAAACCAAAAAGUACCCUACACCGCUGGAUCCUGGCCCACCUAGAUCUCUUCCCAUCUGCCUAAUAAUCUUGGUCUUCGAGCUCUUGCCAGGCUGCAACUGGAUCCUAAUCACCAUUGUCGCCAACGAGCUUACGAGCUCUUCAUUGUCUGGUCGACCGCAUCGUGUGAAUUGCCCAUUGUGAUAGGCAGCCAUCACUCGACCUCACGAUACCUAUUGUUACUAUCUACAAUAGGCAGAAGCCCACUCCCCUCGACGAUAUAGCAUCGUCAGUUCUUGGAUCAAUCGCCACUGGCACCAUCAACAACACCGGAAAUUUGGAUCCAGCAACGGCAUACCAAGCAACGCAACGAUCAUGGCAUACUCACCCGCAACACCCGAGCAGAAUGCUGCUGCGAUGCAACAUUUCAUCUACCUACCUGUGUCGCAAGAUAUGAUCAGCUAUCUUGCCAUCAAGGCUGCACAAGUCAUUCGAUGCGAAGGCAGCCAGCCAGUCUCGACAAACAACAAGGCUCUUCCACCCACACCUCCAACCACUCCUCCACAACAACAGCAAAACGCCGCCUACUUCGAGCCAGCUCUUCCGUCAUUGGAACUGUUUAUCACGGCCCUCGUGGAGAGGUCACAUGUCCAAGUUCCGACGCUAAUGACGUCCCUGGUCUAUCUUGGCAGACUACAACAGCGUCUGCCUCCGGUCGCCAAGGGUAUGCGAUGUACCGCGCACCGCAUCUUCCUCGCCGCUCUUAUCCUUGCCGCGAAGAACCUCAACGACUCGUCGCCGAAGAACAAGCACUGGGCUCGUUAUACGGCCGUACGAGGCUUCGACAACUUCGGCUUCAGCCUAACAGAAGUCAAUCUCAUGGAGAAGCAGCUUCUGGGCUUGCUCGAAUGGGAUCUGAGGGUCACUGAGGACGACCUUUACUACCAUCUCGAGCCUUUCCUUGCUCCAAUCCGAUCGUAUCAGAUUCGCCAGGCAGAGAAGCAGCGCCAGCGUGAGGAACUGGCCGCAUACGAGCAGCGCCAGCUCAUCUUUGCAGCCCAACAACAAAGUCGGGCAGCAAUGGAAGCUUCCCGCUACUACGAAUCUCCUAGGUCGAUGGGCCAGUACACACAUCAGCAAACGAUGUACUAUCCUGGCUCAUCGAACUCCUCAUCUCGACUACCAUCGAGAACGCCUUCGCUGUCUCCACCAACUCGAAGCCACUCUGCUGCCUCAUCCGUAUCUGCUGACUCUUACGCUUGCUCAUCGUCCCCCGCAAGCCUCAUGUCUUCGUACAAUGAGCCCAGCACAGAGCUUCAGUAUAAGCAAGCGCGACCGAUCAUCAGCCACAGCUUGCCACUCGAGCACACCGACAUACCAGCAAAGAAACAAAAAGCCAACAUCUUCUCGCGGUUUCUCCCGUCUACCCUGACACGCCCAGCCAUCACUGGCUACUAGUCUGAACCCCGACUUUAUUUCAAACACUCUUUAUUAUGUUUCUCAAGCCAACACCACGAGGCAGGACCGGGCGAGAUUGGUGGCAUUAUCGGAGCUUAACAGACGAUAACGGACGGCAUCAGAGAAGCGAAGCAAAGCGAGCUUAACGCAUGGUUUCACGAAUUGAUGACAACAAACUGCAUGGCAAGGGAGCUGGGGAACACGAGCUGGCUCGUUCAAAUGAGCGCUUUCUUGGUUUAAUCAGCAUUAUACCACUUUGAAUGCAUUGCAAAUGGCGCGAGGGAAGAGGCAUGGAGACGGGGAACACCAAAAAUUUCGCCGUCGAUCUGGACUGGCACGAUGGAAGGAAGUCUUUACUGUGCGUUUGCUGUAAAGAUAUUAGAGAUGAGGACGGACCUACUACUGUCUGCAUUGGAUUGUCACGCUCGCUUGGAUAUGAGAGUGAUCAAAGCAGGCGGUUGAUUAGGCAGAAUAGAAUUG